CCAAAUCACAGGAAACAUCUAGAAACUUCAGUAUGGCAAAAGUUGAAAGAGCUAGAAAAAGGGUUAGUAUUAUUGAAGUUAACAGAAAAGAAAUAGAAGCAAACGCAACAAGAAUAACCGAGGAGGAAAAGUGUAAAAAUCAAAAAAUUAUAGACACAGGUCCUAGAUUUGGCUGUAGACACGUACAGGCAAUUCUACUAUGUCUAGGCUUAAUUUUUGGAAUCGGAACUAGAACAAACUUGUCUGUAGCUAUUGUAGCUAUGACUGACAACACUACGAGUCCUAAUCCUGAUGUGCCUGCCUAUUCGUGGACCAACACCAGCGUGAUUCUUUCCUCAUUUUUCUGGAGCUACAUCACUUCACAAGUCUUGGCAGGUUAUCUAGGAAAAACCUACGGCCCAAAAUAUUUCCUUUUGACAGCAUUUUUUAUUAAUUGCGUUGCUGUGGCUCUAACCCCUCUAGCUGCUGCUAAAAUGGGUUCAGGAGGAGUGAUUUUAUGUAGAAUAAUACAAGGAUUUUUCCAAGGAUUUCUAUAUCCUUCCGUACAUGUGAUGUUAGGAACCUGGGUGCCUGAUGAAGAACGUGCCACGCUAAGCAAUUUUGUUUUCUCUGGAGUGGCAGUUGGUUCGAUGAUGUCCUCGAUUCUCACAGGUUUCAUAUCAGCAAGUUCCUGGGGCUGGCCAUAUUCCUUUUACAUUCUUGCACUAAUGGGCUUUUUGUGGUGCAUUCUAUGGAUCAUUUUUGGUCAAAACAGCCCCGCUACACAUCCCAGAAUCACUGACGAAGAAAAAAAAUAUAUCCAAAGCUCUUUGAAACAAGAAGAAGAAAUUCAUUUGCCAAUCCCAUGGAAAAAAAUAUUCAUUUGCCUACCAUUUUAUGCUAUAUUUGUAGCUUAUGUUGGUAAUGCUUGGGGUUAUGCGAUAUUGACUACGGAGACACCGACUUAUUUGGCAAAAGUUAUGAAUUUUAAUGUUAAAUCGAAUGCUCUUCUGAGUGCUAUUCCAAUGUUAGUAUUUUUAGCAGCUGGUUUUAUAACAGGGCCUCUAUCUGACUGGAUCAUAUCCAGAAACUACAUAUCCCGUUUGAAUGUUAGACGAUAUUUCCAAAUUAUAGGUUGUUAUGGUCAAGCUGUAUGCUUAGGAUGGCUAUCUUUCCUGACUGAAUCCGAAGCCUACACUAGCAUUGUCUGUUUAUCACUGGGAUUCGCUUUUGCAGCAUUUGUUCUCGUAGGAAGCAGCAUAAAUCACUUGGAUCUUUCUCCUAGAUUUUCUGGUAUUCUUUUUGGUAUUCUAAACGCUACAGGCCAGGCAGCUUCGAUCAUGGCACCUUUAAUGGCCCAAUGGGUGAUAAUUGAUCAAACUAGCAUCAUGCAAUGGCGUAUAGUGUUUUUAACAUCAGCGGGAUUUUUCGUUGGCGGUGCGACAGUGUUUUUCUUUUUUGCCACGGCAGAUAGACAAUCUUGGGACGGGCCUGAAGAUAAAAACAUGGAAGAGAGAAGGAAGAAGAUUUCUGUUAUAAGUUUAAGUGCAGUGUAAUUGAAAAUAAAGUCUGUGAUAUAAAACGAUAAUG
This is a messenger RNA of Ceutorhynchus assimilis (cabbage seed weevil), 1569 nucleotides long. The record is from the annotation of a GenBank genome assembly. NCBI's taxonomy places the organism in Eukaryota, Metazoa, Arthropoda, Insecta, Coleoptera, Curculionidae.